Messenger RNA from Copidosoma floridanum, 1851 nucleotides. Its product is annotated as glutathione hydrolase 1 proenzyme. Gene Ontology annotation, biological process: glutathione catabolic process. Lineage: Eukaryota; Metazoa; Arthropoda; Insecta; Hymenoptera; Encyrtidae. Gene Ontology annotation, molecular function: glutathione gamma-glutamate hydrolase. The record is from RefSeq and is a predicted model, not a curated record. Gene Ontology annotation, cellular component: plasma membrane.
CGAUUUAGUUGAGAUUGUGCUGCGCACGGGAGAGCCACGGUAUCAUAAGCGUUGCAAUCGCCCGCAGUCACCAAUGAUCGGCAUGAUCGGACACGUAAAAAAACUCAGCGUCGUCGGCGGGAGUAUCGUCGUCCUAGUUAUUUUGGUCGUAAUCAUAACGCACAAUCUCAAAGCCAACAGUAGGACCAACAGAUACGUCAGCGAGUCGCCGCUUGGUAUUUACAAAAAUGCCGCGGUGGCGACGAAUGGACCGCCUUGCGCGGAAAUCGGCUCGGACAUACUCAAACGCAAUGGAUCGGCAGUGGACGCGGCGAUCGCGACGCUGCUCUGCGAAGGUCUUGCUUCCCUGCACAGUAUGGGCCUGGGCGGAGGAUUUUUGAUGACCAUCUACGACGCCUCUACCAAUAAAUCGGAGUUCUUGGACGCUCGAGAAACUCAUCCAAAUAUUCCAAAUUACAAGAUGAGUACUGUUUCAAAAAAACUUUCAGGAGGCCUAUCGAUCGCCGUUCCCGGCGAACUUUUGGGAUACUGGGAGGCGCACCAGAAGUACGGCAGACUGCCCUGGAGAGACCUGUUCACCGGCGCGAUCGAACUGUGCGACACCGGCGUCGUGGUUAACAAGUACCUGGAGACGAGCCUCAAGGGCAAGGAGAGCUUCAUCCGCGACGAGAAGAACAACCUCGCCGACAUCCUUAUCAACCCGGAGACCAAGCAAGUAUACUCCGCUGGCGAGAGGAUGAAGAUGCCGCAGCUGAAGGAGACGCUGAUGAUCCUGGCCAACUCCUCGAACCCCGUGGAGCUCUUCUACAACGGGUCCAUGAGGGACGCCCUGGUCAGCGAGAUCCGAGACGCGGGGGGCAUCGUCACUCCCGAGGACUUUUCCAACUACAGGGUCAACUGGACGGAGCCGCUCGUGGGAAAAAUCGGCAACGUGACGGUGUACACGGCACCGCCGCCCGGCUCGGGGGCACUGCUCGUUUUCAUGAUGAACGUCCUCCAGGGCCUCGUGCCCGCUAACGACGAGAACGUCAUGUGGCAACGCAUCAUCGAGACCUUCAAGUGGGCCUACGCCAAGCGCACCGAGCUCGGCGAUCCCCACUUUGUUGACGUUGAUAGCCUCCUGAAGAAGUUGACGUCGCAGGAUUUCACGGAUUCCAUAAGGUCGGAAAUUAAGGACAACAGGACGUCGAAUGAUCCGGAAUUUUACGGCGCCGUGACGUCAAACGUGGAGGACCACGGGACCGCGCACGUGUCUGUCUUGGCCGCCGACGGCUCGGCCGUGUCUGUCACGUCGACCAUCAAUCAGGUUCUGGGUUCCAAGCUUCGAUCCAGGUCGACGGGAAUCAUUUUCAACGACGAGAUGGACGAUUUUAGCUCGCCGAAUAUGACCAACGGCUUCGAUCUGCCGCCGUCGCCCAACAACUACAUCCAGCCCCUCAAGAGGCCAAUCAGCUCUAUGACUCCCACGAUAGUGGUGAACGAGAAUAACAAGGUUCAACUAGUCAUUGGUGCUGCCGGUGGAUCAAAAAUAACAACGUCUGUGGCUACGAUUAUGUUGCUUCACUUGUACAACAAUUACAACAUCAAAGAAGCCAUCGACGCUCAUCGGAUUCAUCACCAACUAUUUCCAAUGAAAGUGCAAAACGAGAAGGAAUUCCCAGAGUCGAUUUUGAAGUUCUUGGAGGACAUCGGCCACAACAUCACCGAGUAUUCUGGAAUCGGAAGUGCAGUCACGGCCAUAUCGAAGAUAGGUAAUCGAAUAACGGCCAAUUCGGAUUAUCGGAGGCAAGGAAAGACGGCUGGUUACUGAAUCACGACCACGGAGUCGGCAUGAAGUCGACUUGUUUGAUA